Hirundo rustica (Barn swallow) is the source of this 6855-nucleotide messenger RNA. RefSeq names its product carbamoyl-phosphate synthetase 2, aspartate transcarbamylase, and dihydroorotase (gene CAD). NCBI's taxonomy places the organism in Eukaryota, Metazoa, Chordata, Aves, Passeriformes, Hirundinidae. The record is from RefSeq and is a predicted model, not a curated record. Gene Ontology annotation, molecular function: aspartate carbamoyltransferase activity; carbamoyl-phosphate synthase (glutamine-hydrolyzing) activity; ATP binding. Gene Ontology annotation, biological process: L-glutamine metabolic process; L-arginine biosynthetic process; 'de novo' pyrimidine nucleobase biosynthetic process. Bases 10 to 6828 code for a protein of 2272 amino acids. The transcript is spliced from 43 exons. Gene Ontology annotation, cellular component: cytoplasm; carbamoyl-phosphate synthase complex.
GGCGACGCCAUGGCCCGGCUGGUGCUGCAGGACGGGUCGGUGCUGCCCGGCCGCCCCUUCGGGGCCGUCGGGGCCGCCGCCGCGGGGGAAGUCGUGUUCCAGACCGGCAUGGUGGGGUACCCCGAGGCCCUCACCGACCCCUCCUACAAGGCGCAGAUCCUGGUGCUUACCUACCCGCUGGUCGGUAACUACGGAGUGCCCCGGGACGAGCACGACGCCUUCGGCCUCAGCAGGUGGUUUGAGUCCAGCAAGAUCCAUGUGGCCGCGCUGGUGGUGGGAGAGUGCUCGGAGACCCCCAGCCACUGGAGUGCAUCCCGCUCCCUGGACCAGUGGCUGAAGGAGCAGAACAUCCCUGGGCUAGAAGGGGUGGACACCCGGGCACUGACGAAGAAGAUCCGCGAGAAGGGGACGCUGCUGGGGAAGCUGGUGCCGGAUGGAACCCCCGAGGGGAGCCUCUCCUUUGAGGACCCCAACAAGAGGCACCUGGUGCAGGAGGUGUCGCUGAAGGCGCCACGAGUGUUCAACCCGGGCGGGUCGCUGCGAGUCACGGCCCUCGACUGCGGGCUCAAGAACAACCAGAUACGGUGCCUGUGCAGGCGAGGAGCCACUGUCACUGUGGUGCCCUGGGACCACCCGCUGGACCCUGCAGAUUUUGACGGGCUGUUCAUCAGCAAUGGCCCUGGGGACCCGCGGCUCUGCCAGGAGACAGUGUCCAACCUGUGCCGGGUGCUGGAUGCGCCCCAGCCCAAGCCCGUUUUCGGGAUCUGCCUGGGACACCAGCUGCUCGCGCUGGCCCUUGGCGCCAGCACCUACAAGAUGAAGUACGGGAACCGCGGGCACAACCAGCCCUGCCUGCACGAGGACACGCGGCGCUGCUUCAUCACGGCGCAGAACCACGGCUUUGCGGUGGAGGCGGGCAGCCUCCCGCCCGGCUGGGCGCCGCUCUUCACCAACGCCAACGACGGCUCCAACGAGGGCCUCGUCCACCAGCAGAAGCCCUUCUUCAGUGUCCAGUUCCACCCCGAGCACUGCGCCGGCCCCACGGACCUGGAGGGUCUCUUCGAUGUCUUCAUGGAGGCGGCACGAGACGCGCGGGACGGGCACGGCAAUGCCCGGACAGUGCGGGAGCGCCUGCAGGAGUGGCUGACCUACACCAAGGCACCGGCGGGGGACGCGGACGCAGCCCGGCCCCGCAAGGUGCUGAUCCUGGGCUCCGGUGGCCUUUCCAUUGGGCAGGCAGGCGAGUUCGAUUACUCGGGGUCACAGGCCAUCAAAGCACUGAAGGAGGAGAACAUCCAGACGGUGCUGAUCAACCCCAACAUCGCCACAGUCCAGACCUCCAAGGGACUGGCGGACAAGGUGUACUUCCUGCCCAUCACCCCCGAGUACGUCACCCAGGUGAUCCGGAACGAGCGGCCUGAUGGGGUGCUGCUGACCUUUGGGGGGCAGACGGCCCUCAACUGUGGCGUGGAGCUGACCAAGGCGGGUGUUCUGGAGCGUUACCACGUGCGGGUGCUGGGCACCCCCGUUGCCUCCAUUGAGAUGACGGAGGAUCGCAAGGUCUUCGUGGAGAAGAUGGAGGAGAUCGGGGAGCACGUGGCGCCCAGCGAGGCUGCUGCCUCCCUGGAGCAGGCGCAGGCCGCAGCCGAGCGGUUGGGGUACCCGGUGCUGGUGCGCUCCGCCUACGCCCUCGGGGGGCUGGGCUCCGGCUUCGCCAACAGCCGGGAGGAGCUGGUGGCUCUGGUGAGCCAGGCCUUCACCCACACCUCCCAGGUGCUGGUGGACAAGUCCCUGAAAGGCUGGAAGGAGAUCGAGUACGAGGUGGUGCGGGACGCCUACAACAACUGCAUCACGGUGUGCAACAUGGAGAACCUGGACCCGCUCGGGAUCCACACAGGCGAGUCCAUUGUGGUGGCGCCCAGUCAGACCCUCAAUGACACCGAGUACUUCAUGCUGAGGCGCACGGCCAUCAAGGUGGUGCAGCACCUGGGCAUCGUGGGCGAGUGCAACAUCCAGUUUGCCCUCAACCCCGAGUCAGAGCAGUACUACAUCAUCGAGAUGAACGCCCGCCUCUCCCGCAGCUCGGCCCUGGCCAGCAAGGCCACUGGAUACCCGCUGGCCUACGUGGCUGCCAAACUUGCCCUGGGCAUCCCCCUGCCCCUCCUCAGGAACUCCGUCACCAACUCCACCACGGCCAGCUUUGAGCCCAGCCUGGACUACUGCGUGGUGAAGAUCCCGCGCUGGGACCUCAGCAAGUUCCUGCGCGUCAGCACCAAGAUCGGCAGCUCCAUGAAGAGCGUGGGGGAGGUCAUGGCCAUUGGGAGGAACUUUGAGGAGGCGUUCCAGAAAGCUCUGAGGAUGGUGGACGAGAACUGCGUGGGCUUUGAUCAUACAGUGAAGCCGGCCUCAGACAUGGUGAGCACUGGGGUUUGGGUGUCUGCUCUGGCUGUGCCGCUCUCGGGGGAGAGGUGGGCACCUGCCUCCCUGGGCCACGCUCAACCCCCGGCCUGGCAGGAGCUGGAGACGCCAACGGACAAGCGAAUCUUCGUGCUGGCGGCGGCGCUGCGGGCCGGCUACUCCAUCGAGCGGCUCUACGAGCUGACCAAGAUUGACCGCUGGUUCCUGCACAAGAUGAAGAACAUCACGGACCACGCGCUGCUGCUGGAGUCGUACCGCGGUGAGCAGGGCACCAUGCCGCCCGCCGUGCUCAAGCGCGCCAAGCAGCUCGGCUUCUCCGAUAAGCAGGUGGCCCUGGCCGUGCUCAGCACCGAGCUGGCCGUGCGGAAGAUGCGGCGCGACCUGAAGAUUCUGCCGGUGGUGAAGCAGAUCGACACGGUGGCAGCAGAGUGGCCGGCCCAAACCAACUACCUGUACCUGACCUACAAUGGUUCUGAGCACGACCUGGCCUUCCGUGAGCCCCACGUCAUGGUCAUUGGCUCCGGCGUCUACCGCAUCGGCAGCAGCGUCGAGUUUGACUGGUGUGCUGUUGGCUGCAUCCAGGAGCUCCGCAAGAUGGGCUUCAAGACAAUCAUGGUGAACUACAACCCUGAGACAGUGAGCACUGAUUAUGACAUGUGCGAUCGCCUCUACUUCGAUGAGAUUUCCUUUGAGGUGGUGAUGGACAUCUACGAGCUGGAGAACCCUGAGGGUGUGAUCCUGUCCAUGGGCGGGCAGCUGCCCAAUAACAUCGCCAUGGCCCUGCACCGGCAGCAGUGCCGCAUCCUGGGCACCUCCCCGGAGGCCAUAGACUCCGCCGAGAACCGCUUCAAGUUCUCGCGCCUGCUCGACUCCAUCGGCAUCAGCCAGCCCCUCUGGAAGGAGCUCUCCAACAUGGAGUCGGCCAAGCGCUUCUGCUGCAAGGUGGGCUACCCGUGCGUCGUGCGCCCUUCCUACGUGCUGAGCGGCGCUGCCAUGAACGUGGCCUACUCGGACAGCGAUUUGGAGAAGUUCCUGAGCAACGCCGUGGCUGUGUCCAAGGAGCAGCCUGUUGUUAUUUCCAAGUUCAUCCAGGAGGCCAAGGAGAUUGACGUGGACGCGGUGGCCUGUGACGGUGUGGUGGUGGCCAUCGCCAUCUCGGAGCACGUGGAGAACGCUGGGGUGCACUCGGGUGAUGCCACGCUGGUGACCCCCCCGCAGGACAUCACCUCCAAGACACUGGAACGCAUCAAGGCCAUUGUCCACGCCAUCGGGCAGGAGCUGCAGGUCACGGGGCCCUUCAACCUGCAGCUCAUCGCCAAGGAUGACCAGCUGAAGGUGAUAGAGUGCAAUGUUCGCGUCUCCCGCUCCUUCCCCUUCGUCUCCAAGACCCUGGGCGUGGACUUGGUGGCUCUGGCCAGCCAGGUGAUCAUGGGUGAGGACGUGGAGCCCGUGGGGCUGAUGACGGGCACAGGCAUCGUUGGUGUUAAGGUGCCCCAGUUCUCCUUCUCGCGCCUGGCGGGUGCCGAUGUGGUGCUGGGUGUGGAGAUGACCAGCACGGGCGAGGUUGCCUGCUUUGGGGAGAACCGCUGCGAGGCGUACCUAAAGGCCAUGCUCAGCACUGGCUUCAGGAUCCCCAAGAAGAACAUUCUGCUGACCAUCGGCAGCUACAAGAACAAGAGCGAGCUGCUGGCCACGGUGCGGACGCUGGAGAACCUUGGCUACAACCUGUACGCCAGCCUCGGCACCGCCGACUUCUACACCGAGCACGGCAUCAAGGUGAAGGCUGUGGACUGGCACUUCGAGGAGGCAGACAGCAGCGAGGCUGGUGCCCGGGAGACCCAGCGCAGCAUCCUGGACUACCUGGCCGAGAACCACUUUGAGCUGGUCAUCAACCUCUCCAUGCGCAACUCGGGGGGCCGCCGGCUCUCCUCCUUUGUCACCAAGGGGUACCGCACCCGGCGCCUGGCCGUCGACUACUCCGUGCCCCUCAUCAUCGACAUCAAGUGCACAAAGCUCUUUGUCGAGGCACUGGGCCAGAUUGGGGCAGCCCCGCCGCUGAAGAUGCACGUGGACUGCAUGACAUCCCAGAAGCUCAUCCGUCUGCCAGGCCUGAUCGAUGUCCACGUCCACCUCCGUGAGCCGGGUGGCACCCACAAGGAGGACUUUGCAUCAGGCACGGCCGCCGCCCUGGCCGGGGGUGUCACUAUGGUGUGUGCCAUGCCCAACACCAGCCCCGCUGUCACCGAUGCCACCUCUUUCGCCUUGGCACAGAAGCUGGCUGAGGCUGGGGCCCGCUGCGAUUUUGCUCUCUUCCUGGGGGCUUCCCUGGACAAUGCUGGCACUCUGGGCGCCCUGGCUGGGGCAGCCGCCGGGCUCAAGAUGUACCUGAACGACACCUUCUCCAGCCUGCGGAUGGACGACGUGUCCCUGUGGAUGGAGCACCUGGAGCAGUGGCCGCGGCACCUGCCCAUCGUGGCCCAUGCGGAGCGGCAGACGGUGGCCGCCGUGCUGAUGGUGGCCCAGCUGUACCAGCGUCCUGUCCACAUCUGCCACGUGGCCCGCAGGGAGGAGAUCCUCCUCAUCAAGGCGGCCAAGCAGAGGGGGAUCCCGGUGACGUGCGAGGUGGCCCCGCACCACCUCUUCCUGAGCCGGGACGACCUGGGGCGCCUCGGGAAGGGCCGCGCGGCCGUGCGGCCGGAGCUGGGCACCCGCCAGGACGUGGAGGCGCUCUGGGAGAACAUGGACAUCAUCGACUGCUUUGCCACUGACCACGCACCCCACACGCUGGAGGAGAAGCAGGGCCAGGAGCCGCCCCCCGGCUACCCUGGCCUGGAGACCAUGCUGCCGCUGCUGCUGACGGCCGUCUCCGAGGGGCGGCUCAGCGUGGAGGACAUCGUCCAGCGCCUCUAUGAGAACCCUCGCAAGAUCUUUGGGCUGCCGGCGCAGGAGGACACCUACGUGGAGGUGGACCUGGAGCACGAAUGGAUCAUCCCCAGCAGCACAGUCUUCUCCAAGGCCCGCUGGACCCCCUUUGAGGGCAUGCAGGUGAAGGGCACAGUGCGGAGGGUAGUCCUGCGUGGGGAGGUUGCCUACAUCGAUGGGCAGGUGCUGGUGCCCCCUGGCUAUGGACAGGAUGUGAAGAAGUGGCCCUCAGGAGCUGCACUGCUGCCCCAUGGGGCCCCCACCAAGGAGAGCGUGAAGACGCCUGAGCAGUCCCGGCACGUGGCCAGUGACGCGCUGCGUGGACGAGCCCACAGCCCCCGCCGGGCCGGCGCCGCGGGUGACGCGCGCUUCCACCUCCCGCCCUGCAUCCACCGGGCCUCCGACCCCGGGCUGCCAGCCGAGGACGCUCGUGAGAAGGGCAGCAGGAAGGCAGCAGAACCAGAUUCAGCGCCAGUCCAGGACAGCCACUUCUACCCGCUGGGCCCAGUCCCGCGCCAGGCGUCCCCUCAGCGCGCCCCCCACCUCCAGACCUCGCUGCCGCCGCACCCCCUUGUCGGGCAGCACGUGCUCUCUGUGCGGCAGUUCUCCAAGGACCAGCUGUCCCACCUGUUCAACGUGGCGCACACCCUGCGCUUACUGGUGCAGAAGGAGCGCAGCCUGGACGUCCUCAAGGGGAAGGUGAUGGCCACCAUGUUCUACGAGGUGAGCACGCGGACCAGCAGCUCCUUUGCAGCAGCCAUGAGCCGGCUGGGCGGCUCCGUCCUGUCCUUCUCUGAGGCCACCUCCUCGGUGCAGAAGGGCGAGUCGCUGGCCGACUCCGUGCAGACCAUGUGCUGCUACGCCGACGUGCUGGUGCUGCGGCACCCCCAGCCUGGCGCCGUCGAGCUGGCCGCCAGGCACUGCCGCAAGCCGGUGAUCAACGCCGGGGACGGCGUGGGGGAACACCCCACGCAGGCGCUGCUGGACAUCUUCACCAUCCGCGAGGAGCUGGGCACGGUCAAUGGGAUGACGAUCACCAUGGUGGGUGACCUGAAGCAUGGACGCACGGUGCACUCCCUGGCCCGCCUGCUCACCCAGUACCGCAUCAACCUGCGCUACGUGACCCCUCCCGGCCUCCGCAUGCCCCCCGACAUCACCAGCUUCGUGGCCUCCAAGGGCAUCCAGCAGGAGGAGUUUGGGAGCAUCGAGGAAGCGCUGCCGGACACGGAUGUGCUCUACAUGACCCGCAUCCAGAAGGAGCGCUUCCAACGGGCUGAGGAGUAUGAGGCUUGCUUCGGGCAGUUCAUCCUCACACCCCACAUCAUGACCCGAGCCAAGGAGAGGAUGGUAGUGAUGCACCCCCUGCCCCGAGUCAACGAGAUCAGCGUGGAGGUGGACUCGGACCCGCGCGCCGCGUACUUCCGGCAGGCGGAGAACGGGAUGUACGUGCGCAUGGCGCUGCUGGCCACCGUGCUGGGCCGCUACUGACCAAUAAACGCUCUCGGUCGCGACACA